UGGCCUCGCCCCCGGGGCGGGGGCUCCCGGCCUCCUGCGUGCCCGGGAGUCCGGGGCACCUGCCGCCGAACGGGCUGGGAAACUCGGCACGUGACCGGGCGGGAGGCCGGGGACCGAGCGCCGGCGCGCUGGGCCCGCACCACUCGGCGCUCCCGGUCCGUCCGUCUCGCGCUCGCCUUGCAGGGUGGGCUUUCGGCCGCAUGCCUGCUACCGACCAGCGGAGCGGGGCUGGCUGCCCCCAGCGGGACGGGUGCUGCCGCCCGCCGGCCCGGCCCUCGGCCCCGGCGCUGCGCCCCACGCCCCGCGGAUUCUGCCGGGCACGCCCGGCACUGUCAGCGCCUUGCCAGCUGCAGCGUUCCCUGCCCGGUGCGGCCCCGCCCCGCCCACCUGCCGCCUGGUGAUUGGUGAGCUGCGCGCUGUUGCUGCCACUUAGGGACCGUCGCCGCCUCCGGUGGCAGUUAAGACCCGAGGACUGCGCCUGGAACCCCUUCUAAGGACGUGAUCGGCCCUCUCGGUUUUGUUCUGUGUGGUCCUGGGCGUUGAACCCAGGGCUGCUCUACCCCAGAGCCACAUCCCCAGCCUUUUUUAUUUUAUAGAUAUUAAAUACAUAUUUAUUUUGAGGGAGGGUCUUGCUGAUUUGCUGAGGCUGACCAUGAACGUGUGGUCCUCUGGCCUCAGCCUCCUGAGUAACUGGGAUGACAGGCAUGACCUGUCACUGGGCUCCACUGAUGAUUUCUAUCGGAUUCGAAUUGCUGUCUGGGGUCACGGGCGCCAACCUGAAGAACGUUCUUCAGUAUUUCUUCUUACAGGCGGAGUGCGAUCUUCAGCGCGCCUACGAGCCCGAAGUUGCUCUGCGGCCAGCUUGACCCCUGCCCAAGAUGUCACUGGCUCCACGUCUGCCAAAACAGCAUGUCUGACUUCCUCAUCCCACAAGGCUGCAGACAGGCGAACUUCCAAGAAGUUCAAGUGUGACAGAAGUCAUCUUUUGAAGGCUGAAUUACAGAAACUAGUCCCUAAAAGUGACAGUGCUUCUUUGCCAAAAGUGGCACCCAAGACCCCUUGUGAAAAUGAGUUUGCAGAAGACAGGAUGUUGCUCCCAGGCCGUGAGGCUGGCGUUGCUACACCGCAGGAGGCCACAGCGCCUCCCCGCAGCCCCUGCAGAGCUGCUGGUGACCCUUGCUCAGCAAAGACUGAAGAUGGCCUGUCCACACCAGAGCUCAGUGCAGGGGCGGGAGCAGAGGAGUCAAAUGGCGGCUCUGUGGGGCAGGACCAGUUGGCAGCGAUGGAAAGAGAGGAUGUGCGGAAGCCAUCAUUUCAGAUGGACAACAGCAUCUUUCUAGACGACGACAGCAACCAGCCCAUGCCAGUGAGCCGGUUUUUCGGAAAUGUGGAGCUCAUGCAGGACCUGCCACCGGCCUCUUCAUCUUGUCCUUCAAUGAGCAGACGAGAAUUCAGAAAAAUGCAUUUCAGAGCCAAAGAUGAUGAGGACGACGAUGACGAUGCAGAAAUGUAGAGAAGCACAGGAUGAUUUCUCAACAUGUUCAGAACAGUUAACAAUCUGACAGUUUAGCAGAUUACGCAGUCCACGUACAGUGCGUCUCCACGAGAACAUCUCCAAAUCGAAUCUCAAAACUCACCCAUCAGUCAACUGUGCAGAUACCAGGUGCCUGUGGGAGGUUUCCUUGGGACCCUGCAAGCUGCUGCUUCCGUGAGGCAUCUUUUCCACAUUUACAUGCUCGUGGUGCUGAGUGGGUCAGCCACAGGGGCUCUGUGUUAAGUGAACCUGAGCUUGAUCAGAAGACUGCCCUUGGGCUCUUGGUUUGAGGAUGUGCACGUCAAUUUCCGUUAUCAGAAUCGGUCACUUGAGAUCAGCUCAGUGCCAGUGCUUACAGGCUGUCCUCGUUUCAACGUAGAGCUAGCAUUUACCUUCAAAGUUUGCAAAGUACACAUGGGAAAGAAAUAAAGACAUAUUGUGAAAAAUUUUAAGUACUAUACCUGAAACUAUUUUAAAUGUUUGAGAGCCAAGGAAAUAAAUGAACCCUGUCCUAGGCUGGAACCACCGUUCAGGCCCAUUAGCCAGCAGGAGAGGCAAGGCCUUGGGACUGGCUCCAAGAGGCAGCCCGGCCCCUACCCUGCGCCACACUCACCGACAAGCUCGCUCGCUCACCUUUGCCUCACCAGGGUUAGACAGCCUUGUUGUGUGGUGGAGGCACCGUCCAGGCUGCAGGUGUUUGCAGGCUGCCCCCAGGGCCCACACGCCUCACCCCAGCCCUGCCUGGCAUCAAGAUGCUCCCCAGUCCCCCCUGUAUCAAGGAGUGCCUGGUGACAUGUCUUCACCAGGAGACAAAGGAAAGCAGCCAUGUGGGGGGCUUUCUCCUGCCUCUUCCUCUCAGCGGUGCUCUGGGGCUCAGCAGAGCACCCAGGAGGAAGCCUGGGUCCCCUGGUACGGACCCUUGGGGAGAACACAGGGCUUCGUAAGGAGGAGCUCCAUGUCUGGGCUUCUGGCCAGUUCUGCCUGGGUGCAGACAGGCUGUCUUUCCGCUGCCAGCUGUCCCGGAGUGCAGGAAGUGAUGACAGCAGGUCAGUCAGCAGGAGACGGGCCCCGCACGGGUCCCUCAGCUGCCCUCUCUGUAAGGAGUGCCCUGCACUGUCUUCUGCUUCUGCUGUGAUUGCCAUGCGUGCCCCUCACCUGCUCGGGAAGAUUCUGCCAUUUACUCACUGACUAAAUAUAAUUUGAAACUUGUUUGUAUGGUCAUUUUCUGAUGGCCAGGGAAAAAUAAUUUACAUCUUUAGAUUGCUGCAUUAAUGACAGUUAAUAAUAGCACCCUUAUGAGAGGUGACAGCUGCUUCAGAUUUGAGCAGUUUCUUGUUCCUGUUAAGUGAACUUUACCAAGUGGCACUGUCCUGAAUCAGAGUAUGCCUGCAGAAGUCAUGUCCUUACAGUGCCAGCACAAUGUGACUUGGGAGGCGUGACCCUUCCUGGGGCUGCCCUGUUCACUCGCCGUCUGACCUGCACUCACAGGGCUCCCAGGUGGAAGCACCCUGGUCAGCCCACACCCGUCCUGCACAGGGCCCUUUCCAACUGGCCAUGCACCUUGAGCCGGCCCUGGAAGCUGAAGGUGGUGUUUCAUGUGGCAACUAGAGAGGCCUCACCUCAUGGCUUCUAGGGUUCAGGUGGCAGAGACGGCACACCCAUGUCCCUGAAGGUCACUGUCAGUGGAAGCAGAGUUGCACAGGCAUCCCAUGUACAGCACAUAGCACCGGGAGGCAGGCAGGGCCCCCUGGAGCAAAUGGACCCAGGGCAGAGUUCCUGCCAUUGUGCUCGCAGACGCAGGGCCACUGCAGGAGCAUCGGAAUAUGCAGACUAAACCCAAGAAACAAACCUCAGAAGCCACUAGUGCACUCAGACCUCUGAUGCCCUCUGCCCAGGCCGGCUGCCGGCACCUGGCACGCGGGCCUGACCAACAGUGACAGGAGGCCACGUUAUUUCAAGGGGACUUCCUAGAAACCGUCUCAACACAGACAUGGGGUGCAGUGCUCAGCGUGCCCAGGGGAAAGGAAGGGACCGCCUCUAAGUUCCACAGGCAGGUUGCUCCAAGACAGUGCUGGAUUUCUGUGCAGAUGGAGUCACCAGGGUCAGCCAUCAAAAAUCCUCAGCCUCUUAUUUCAGCGUUACUUUCAUCAUUCCCAAUGAGCACAAGCUGUUGACAUUUUAGAGACAUCUUUAUUGCUUUUUCUGAUGGUAUGAAUGUAAAAAUCCAAAUA
Messenger RNA from Sciurus carolinensis (gray squirrel), 3765 nucleotides. It is a transcript of the gene C1H1orf174, whose product is annotated as chromosome 1 C1orf174 homolog. The record is from RefSeq and is a predicted model, not a curated record. The transcript has 4 exons. Bases 653 to 1513 code for a protein of 286 amino acids. NCBI's taxonomy places the organism in Eukaryota, Metazoa, Chordata, Mammalia, Rodentia, Sciuridae.